Molecule: messenger RNA, 757 nt
Organism: Oryzias melastigma (Indian medaka)
Lineage: Eukaryota; Metazoa; Chordata; Actinopteri; Beloniformes; Adrianichthyidae
Gene: siva1
Product: SIVA1, apoptosis-inducing factor
Exons: 4
Coding region: 90-602 (170 amino acids)
Biological process (GO): extrinsic apoptotic signaling pathway
Molecular function (GO): CD27 receptor binding
Source: RefSeq, a predicted model, not a curated record
UUCGUGGUGCCCACGAAAUUUCCCGCAACAAACAAGUGUGGAACUAGUAGCUGCGUAGCAGCACAUGCUAUACUCGGUUAGCAGCCGAUAUGCCUAAACGAACUUGUCCUUUUCCUGAAGUCUUUUCUUCUCAAUACAAGAUACACGUCCGACAACAGGAACUGACCAACUAUGGAGUGUUUGGCGGCAAGUAUAGACAAGAGAUAUACGAAAGAACGAAGAACUUGCUUUUCAACGGGGCCAAAGCUGUGAUGGGUAAAAUAUGGACCGGGGAUGAGAAGAGUGCAGCUCCUCAGCCCUCUGAACAAGCGGAUUCACCUGUAUGCAGUAAAACUCUUCUAAGAGGACAGACGCUGAUUGGCCACGAUGGGAGACUAACGAGAUCAGGUGCUGCUAAAGGUAACCCAGUGGGUCCCGCCGGUUGCUGCGUAUGUCAGAAGACUCAUGGUUCCAGGACGCCGUGUUCUCAGUGUGAUCGACUGGUGUGUUCGUCCUGUGUCCGACAGUGUUCCAACUGCUCCAGCUUAUGCUGCUCUGUCUGCACCAUUUUAGACUACAGCGGGCGAUAUGAUGAAGUUCUUUGCUGCAGCUGCUCAACGUAAAUCAAUACCAAAGGAUGGAACACAAAUGUAUAUUUAGACACUUUAAUUGCAUUAAUUGACCUAUUUUAUAUCCUUUUUUCUUAAUUCAUGUUUUUGUAAAUAUAACUGUUGUUUGAAGGUUUGAUUCAAUAAACUUGAACCCUUUUUAGAAACUU